UCAAUUUUAAACAAAAUUUUUAAGAAAAGCAGUGCAACUACAUUAUUACGGCUUCAAUAUGAACUAUGGCCGCAAAACACCAUCCACGUAUCGCUCAAACCACUCGGUAUACUCCCAUACAACGGGCAGGUCCUCAACAAAUUUGCAUUCCAUUAAAUCCCGUUCAAUGCGCUCCGUGCGUGUUCCUUGGUACCAGCGCCCUAUACUAAAGAACAAUCAAUACAUCGACAUACAAAAGAAUUCAAUGAUGAUUGGCAUAUUCUCCAUUUUCCUAGCUCUAUUCACCAUUGGUACUUCUAUAUUCGAUAUUUAUUGCUUAGCCAUGGCUGCGCCUGGCUCCACGCACUAUGGAUACUAUAUCAUCUCAUACGAGUUUGUUUAUGUGGGCAAUAAGCACGUGCGAAAUAUGCUAAUUGUAUUUGCGUUAUUCUCGCUAAUACUGGGCGUUGUCAUACUAUUUACAAGUAUUUUGCUCGUAAUUGCGCUAAGGAAGGAAUAUGAGCGCAAGAUACUUCCAUGGUUAAAUACUUUUGCCGUAUUCACAAUUUGGCGUUCGUUGGCCUUGAUUUUCUUUGCCAUAGUCAACGAUUUGAUCUUUGCUUACAACAUUAUUAUGGUACUACUUUGGAGCAUCGCAUUAGUUGUUUGCUUCUACGGUUGGUGUGUGGUAUACUCGUUAUUCCUUGAAUUAACUAACUUGACGAAAUUAGAGGAUUUAGCACAUUUGCGGAUGGGCACAAUGGCUUCUUUGCAUGCAUCAGCUGCUAAUUCUUUAGCCGGUUCACGUCCAACAACACCCCACAGCACCGUCUCUACUAUGCCUGUUGGAUAAAAUGCUAAAAGGACGUUGAUAAGCAACCAUAAGUACUUUUAAUAUAUUUUCGCAACUUCGAACUACGACCAUAUCAGUGCAAAUGUAUACCGUCCAAGCAUUUUAGAUUUACUUAUACAUGCACAUGCAUAUUAGGAGCAUCGUAUAUGACGCGAAACUUAACAUUCCGUAUAUUUUGUAUUUUAGUAUUCUAAAAAACUAUGCUAACUUGAAAUAUUUUUAAUAACCUACUUAUAUAUGGAACAUAAAUGGAAUACAGUGCCUUAAGAUUUGACAUAUCACUACAAUUAAUGCGUAUCAAUAGGAACUACUUUUUUUGUGUGUUCGACGAAAGUUAAUUAGAGUGUAAGUUUGUAUCGAUUUAAUAUAUGUACAUAUGUAUGUAUGUAUUUUCAAAAACUAAUUUUCAUUCCAUUUAUUAUUGUUUACUUUUGUCAGCACAAAUCUAUCCGUCCAGUUUUUAUUCUAGUAUAAGCUCAAUUGUUUUUAAGAUCGUAAUUUUAAUGCUUGCAAACUUUAAAAAAAAUUUUAUAUGGACAUGUCAAUUUUAUAUAGCAUGAUACAAAUAUUUAAAGGUAAAACCGCUCGCUGAACUCGUCCGCCAUUUGGUUUUUUUUUUUUGAGUUUUGCUAGCAUUUUGAUUAAACUCUCUCGAAAUGAUUCAAAUGAUGUCAAAUAAAUUCAAAAUAAACAAAUGAAAUUUUAUGA
Rhagoletis pomonella (apple maggot) is the source of this 1540-nucleotide messenger RNA. RefSeq lists its product as uncharacterized. NCBI's taxonomy places the organism in Eukaryota, Metazoa, Arthropoda, Insecta, Diptera, Tephritidae. The record is from RefSeq and is a predicted model, not a curated record.